AUGGAGAGCCUUUAUAAUAAAAUAAGUAAAAGUGUAUUGGACACAUUGAAUAAGCAGCUAAAGGAUGUAAGUGAAGAAUUAUCAAAAAUAAAGGAACCUAUGGAGUUUAUGAACGCUGAAUUUGAAGAGUGUAAAAUGGAAAGUUUAGCUAUGAAAAAAAGUUAUAAAGAGCUACAGGAUGAAAAUUGCAAAAUAAAAUCUGUUGUUCAAGAACUAACGAUACGCGUCAACCAACUGGAUCAAAGUGCACGAUCAUCAAAUUCAGAAAUCCAAUGUGUUCCAGAAAGGAAAUCGGAAAAUGUUUUAAAUAUUUUUAAGGAUAAAUUUAAGGAUGCUGCUGCUGAAACGUGUUGGUCCAAAACACCUUUAGAAAGACGUCGACAAAAAGUACUCCAACGGCUUGAGGAGCUACAACAGGAGCAUGAAGAAAAAGCUGCUGCUCUCCAAUAA
This is a messenger RNA of Parnassius apollo (apollo), 450 nucleotides long. NCBI's taxonomy places the organism in Eukaryota, Metazoa, Arthropoda, Insecta, Lepidoptera, Papilionidae. The record is from the annotation of a GenBank genome assembly.